Molecule: messenger RNA, 2268 nt
Organism: Colletotrichum godetiae
Lineage: Eukaryota; Fungi; Ascomycota; Sordariomycetes; Glomerellales; Glomerellaceae
Product: Sas10/Utp3 family protein
Exons: 1
Coding region: 321-2207 (628 amino acids)
Biological process (GO): maturation of SSU-rRNA from tricistronic rRNA transcript (SSU-rRNA, 5.8S rRNA, LSU-rRNA)
Cellular component (GO): small-subunit processome; nucleolus
Source: RefSeq, a predicted model, not a curated record
GUAGAAAUAAUGUGCAUGAGACGGCGUUGUUUGAGUGACAUGUUGCUGACUUGCGUCGAUUUGACCGUGGACUGGUGAUGGUGGACCCCACCGUUAGCUCGAGGCUCAAGACCAAUGAGAAACACCUCUGCUAUUCCAUCUCCACUAAAAAGUUCUGCGUUUGACGCUCGCAAGAACAUUUUUCGUAGCCGUCAAAGUGCAGCACGCGAGGUCCCGCCCCAUUCAACGCCCGAUUCUCACCACCGAUAUCGAACUUUCGCUCCAACCCAUUCCCCCCAACACCUGAAUAACCGGCCUAUUCAAUCAACUAGUCGGUCACAAUGGCGAAGAAGAGAAAGGCUUCUGGCCAAAAUGCGCGCACCGGUCCCAAGGACUUCGACCCCGCCGAUGCCCGCCUGGGACCCAUCACCACAUACGAAGAUGUCGCCGAUUCAGAAGACGAGUACUUUUUGAACCGCGACAAGAUCAUGUUCGACGAGGGCCCCAAGUCUAAGAGGAGAAAGAAGGCCGACGAGGAGGAUCAGUUCCUGGAAAACUCGGACGAGGAGAUCCUGGACCUCGACGACGGCGACGAUUCCGACGCAGAAGUGACCAAGAAGCCCCCCCGGAAAUCCAAGAAGGGCAAGGCUGCUGCCGCCGAGGAGGAGGCCGAGGAAGAGGGCGAAGGAGCGGAGGACGAGAACGAUUUGAAUUGGUGGGGUUCCUCCAAGAGGGAGUACUAUAAUGCCGACCAAAUCGAGACCGAGGCCGAUGCGCUCGAGGAGGAGGCCGAGGCCAAGCGCCUGCAGCAGAAGAAGCUGGCCAAGAUGUCCCAGGAGGAUUUCCUGUUCGACGAGGGCGAAUGGCUGGCAGCUGCCAAGGAGGACAAAGAGGACCAGGACGUUGUCACAGAGGUUCUCAAGGACGUCGAGAUCACGGACGAUAUGGGACCCGAACAGCGCACAAAGAUCCUCCAGAGCAGGUACCCCGAGUUCGAGCACCUCGUGAACGAGUUCCAGACUCUGCAACCGCAACUGGCCAUCCUGCAGAAAGACGCCCACGGCAAGUCGAGUCAAUCGCUCGAGGCUGUAAAGUACUGGAUCCUCGGCUGCUACGUCGCCGCACUGGCAAGUUACUUUGCCAUCCUCACAUCGCCCGCACGCGACGGGUCAACAGCCCAAAAGACGCUCGACCCUGCCGAACUCCGCGACCACGACGUCAUGGAGACGCUGCUGGAGUGCCGCGACGCCUGGCAACAGGUCAAGAACGCCGCGCUGGUACGGCCCGACGACUCCGAGGAGGUCUCCUCCGCCGAGGAAGACAUCAGCGGCGUGGCCGCCGGCGAUGUGGACGAAGACGCCUUCGCCGCGGCGAGAGACGAGAUCAGGAGACAGCGGAGACUCGAGAAGGCGGCCAAGUCCAAGAACAAGCAGGCGCAGAAGAAGGCCGCCGCCAUCGAGGCGUCGCUCGCUGACCUCGACGACCUCCUUAAGCAGUCCAAAAAGAGCAGCAGCAAGACCAAGAAGGCCAAGGCUGCUGCUGCUGCUGCCGCCGCCGAGGAGGGCGACAACUCCGACUUUGGCGAGGAGGAGGUCCUCGACGCCCGGACGGCCGCGGACAAGGCCGCCCGCAAGAAGAGUCUGCGCUUCUACACCUCGCAAAUCGUUCAAAAGGCCAACAAGCGCGCCGACGCCGGCGCUGCGGCCGGUGGCGACGUCGACAUCCCCUACCGCGAGCGUCUCCGGGACCGCCAGGCCCGCCUCAACCGCGAGGCCGAGUCCCGCGGCCAGAAAUUCGGCGCCGACCUCGGCGACGGCGACAGCGACGACGAGGGGGGCAAGACGACGGCGGCGGCGCUGCGCGAGGAAGGGGACGACGAGUACUACGACAUGGUGGCCGCCUCCUCCAAAAAGAAGAAGGCGGACAAGGCGGCGUACAGCGCGGCGCUGGCGGCGGCCAGCAAGGCGGACCGCAUCGUGGAGCAGGAGAUUGUCGGGGAGGACGGCAAGCGCAAGAUCACGUACGCCAUUGAGAAGAACAAGGGCCUGACGCCGAAGCGCAAGAAGGAGAACCGCAACCCGCGCGUGAAGAAGAGGAUGAAGUACGAGGAGAAGCAGAAGAAGUUGAGGAGCAUGAAGGCUGUCUACAAGGGAGGCGAGCCCAAGGGCGGCUACGGGGGUGAGAUGUCUGGUAUCACGACGGGCAUUGUCAGGGCGAGGAAAUUGUAGAGUUACGUUGUCGUCGGCGCCAUCACGUAAUCCAAUUGAAUUUUUCAAAAGUUUUCUUCAA